Messenger RNA from Cladocopium goreaui, 606 nucleotides. NCBI's taxonomy places the organism in Eukaryota, Dinophyceae, Suessiales, Symbiodiniaceae. The record is from the annotation of a GenBank genome assembly.
AUGGAACAGAAGGGUGACAAAGCUGUCAAUCCCCCGGCAUGCAAGAAACCCAGAGCUAAAAAAUCUAAGAAGGAAGCUGCCGGCAACAAGUCUCCCGAACCAGCGGUCCUGAAACGCAGCAGCACCAAGGUCGAAAAGCCAAGUGGACCUGCCAGCAAGAAGCGGGUAUGCCGCAAGCCCCCGGUCGAAGGGAAAAUCUUGGAUGGUUUGAAGCACGGAAUGUUGGGGGAGUUGACUCACCAAUGGAAAAGCAGCAAGGAUAAGCUGACAGCAGAGGAUUUCCCAUCUUUGCCUACCUUCAACAAGUGCUUUGUUUCCCCAUAUUGGCACAGGGCCAGGCCUACGGUGGGAUUAGUUGCCAAAGGCAAGUUCCCCAAUAAUGGCAAGAAGAACAAAGAGUUCGCUCACUUCAGCUUCCCCAUGAAGGAUGUGUUGAACAUUGGGCUGGCCAUGCGCUGUGCCAUCAAAGCCGCCGAAUGGUUUGAUCAGCAAGAAGAAUGCAAUCCCUGGGCGGACUCCGUUACCACCUACACCGAUGCUGUGAUUCGUACGGCUCAGGUAGUGAUUACCGAUUUUGCUGCUUCCUGGGAGAAUUUUAUCAGCUGA